This is a messenger RNA of Nothobranchius furzeri (turquoise killifish), 4176 nucleotides long. RefSeq names its product v-rel avian reticuloendotheliosis viral oncogene homolog (gene rel). Gene Ontology annotation, molecular function: DNA-binding transcription factor activity, RNA polymerase II-specific; RNA polymerase II cis-regulatory region sequence-specific DNA binding. Gene Ontology annotation, biological process: innate immune response; non-canonical NF-kappaB signal transduction; response to cytokine. The record is from RefSeq and is a predicted model, not a curated record. Gene Ontology annotation, cellular component: cytoplasm. Lineage: Eukaryota; Metazoa; Chordata; Actinopteri; Cyprinodontiformes; Nothobranchiidae.
AGUUUAUCAAGUCACUGUACAAAGAACGCUUAAACAGUUAAACAAGGAAAACCGACGGGACGAUCCAGUCAACUUCCGCUCGCGCUCUAAACUAAAGGAGACGCAAUAAAUCACGUGUCCACAAAGCGGAUAAUGCUAUUGGCUGAGGAAGAGGCAGACGAAGGGGAAUUUCCCGAACAGACUCAUGACAAAAAAUAUUUUAAAAAAAGUUGUUCUGGUCUCUUUUACUCAUUCGGGUUGAUGUUCUCCUGCCAAGCGCGAAGUCGUGACUGUACUAAAACCUUCUGUUGAGUGCAUCAUGGAUGCUCCCCUGCCCUCCAUGCUAGACAAUGAUCCAUACCUGAUGGCGGAGCCAGCCGUCCGGAUCUUUGAGCAGCCCAAACAGAGGGGGAUGCGCUUCAGGUACAAGUGUGAAGGUCGCUCUGCUGGGAGCAUCCCUGGCGAGAAGAGCUCCGACAACAACAGGACCUACCCCAGCGUGCAGAUACUGAAUUACUGCGGUAAGGGGAAGGUUCGGGUUUACCUGGUGACGAAAAACGAGCCGUACCGGCCGCAUCCACACGAUUUGGUGGGGAAGGACUGCAAAGACGGGUUCUACGAGGCCGAGUUUGGUCCAGACCGCAGAGUGAUAGCUUUCCAGAACCUGGGUAUUCAGUGUGUGAGGAGGAGGGAAGUGAAAGAAGCGAUCGUUCAGAGGAUCACAAGAGGGAUCAACCCCUUCAAUGUCCCCAGAGAGCAGCUGCUGCAGACCGAGGAGUAUGACCUGAACGUGGUCCGUCUGUGCAUCCAGGUCUUCCUACAGGACAAGAACGGCCACUACACCCGAGUCCUGAACCCCAUCGUUACGAACCCCAUCUACGACAACAGGGCUCCGAACACGGCUGAGCUGAGGAUCUGUCGGGUCAACAGAAACAGUGGAAGUGUUAAAGGAGGGGAUGAGAUCUUCCUGCUCUGUGACAAAGUACAAAAAGAUGACAUCGAGGUGCGUUUCUUUUCGACGGACGGCUGGGAGGCCAGAGGCGCCUUUUCUCAGGCCGAUGUUCAUCGUCAGGUAGCCAUCGUCUUUAAGACUCCAGAGUACUACACCACCACCAUCACAGAGUCCGUCACCGUGCACAUGCAGUUGCGUCGCCCCUCCGACCAAGAGGUCAGCGAACCGAUGGACUUCCGAUAUCUGCCCGACGACAAAGAUCCUUACGGCUACAACGAGAAGAAGACCAAGAGGAAGUAUUUGAUGAUGACCUCCGGUUUGACGGGUGGCUCCUUUGCUAAUCUGAUGAUGAAUCGAUCCAGGGCCGCACCACACGCGUCUUUGCAGAAAGACACAAGCAGCAUGUACAUGAGGCAGAACACGCCUACGAUGCAGCAGCAGCCUUCCACGUUCAACCCGUCCUACCAAACCAGCACUCAGACUGGGAUGACGCCACAGGCUCAUAAUUUACCAGUCAAUUCCUCGUGGGUUAAUCCCAACCAAGUGGUCUCAAUGGACAUGGUUACCGUAAACCCGUCGGGAGACAUGAGCGGUCGUCCCAGCGGCGGCAGGCAGCAGCAGCCGAACUGCAGGUCCAGUUACCAACACAGGCAAGGUCACAGCGGCGCUCUUCCUCAGCUCUCCAUGCGGGAUCUGCAGUGUCUGAACACGGCUCCUCAGGCGCCCCUCAUGAGCCAGCCAGAGUCCCAGCCACUCUUCCACCAGCAGCACCAACGAGAAGAGCUCACCUCUGAGCCGCAGGUCCAGAACCAAAUGGCCAGCCAGAACCAAAACCUCCACAACAUGUGGUCAGGUUUCAGCACCAUCAACACAAACGCCUUCAACGGGUCGGUACUGGGAGAUGGGCGGGGAGGGUCGCAGGUGCCGAGCUCGUUUCCCUUCCUGGAGGGGAUGGAAGGGGAUGAUUUCCUAAAGGGCCUCGUUGGGGGGUUCCACUUGAAGCAGGAGUCCCAGGUCACUGUUGGACAAGACAGCAGCUCCCCCUUCCUGCAGUCCCCAAGAGAAAACCAGUCAAAUACUUACACCAACCUGGUCCCACGUCCCAUGAGCAACGAUGCCAACCUGGAUCUAAGGGGGCACGAUGGUGCCAGUAAUCCACAACCUCUCUCAAAUCUUCAGAGUCCUUUUGCAAAUAACGGCAUGAGGUCAGAGAUUUCAAAUGUUCGCUUUGCAAACUUGUCUGACUGGAUCAAAUCUGAUCGGCAAUGAGACUAAAAGUCAAGUCACUGGUUUGAAGAUGGGAACAGAAGCAGCUCUGUGGGGAGGCUGGAGGCUUUGUGUCGUCCACGGUGGCCCUUAAGGGCAUUUACAGCGUUUGGUUCAAAAACACAAGCUGUUAGUAGGCAGUUCCAGCUCCCUGUUCAUUAAAGAUUUCACAAGGAAUUGCAUUUUUAGAUUAGAUUUAAAAAUGUCAAUUUUUAGGUUUUAGAGGGGAUUUCUGUUGAAACGAUUCCUUUUCUUGGCAAAUUUGGGACUGGGCAUUAGUCGUGCUGUCCUAGAGCGUUGCUAUUGUGUUUUUUGGAACGGGCUGCACUUUUUCAUUGUGUUAAUCAGGCUGUAUGAGCUGUUCCACUCACACAGGUUUGGUUAUUGCUGGUGACGUUUUACCAGGAUGGAAUAUCUAAAAGCCCUUCAUCUGCCACGGUGGCCUGAUGGAACGACAGGCUAACGGUUCCCAGGUCUGGGUUAAAUCAUUUUUGAAGCUUUUUUUUUUUUUGUCAACUGUCACCUUACCGUCUGGUGGUUUAACCAUAAAUAUAUGAUAAUGUAUUAGAUGCAUUUUUAUUAUCUCUGCAAAGUAUUCUUACACAAUAAAAGUGUGCAUAGAUGAACUUUUUUUAACCAGAGCAUCUAAUGGGCCAUUCCCAUCUGUACCUGGUCGGCCGUGCCCGCAUAGCUCCAGUCGGCCCCAGCCUGGCCCGGUUGAUUCCACACAUCCUUGCUUAGGUAUGCAAGGAAUGCAGUCGGAGACAUUUUCAGCUUCUAGGUAAUCAGCAUGAUAAUGAAUGACUAUGAAUUGGGCAUGCCUCAAGCUUGGUUUAUGCUUGACGCAUUUACUUUCCGCUUGGUGAUGCGGCUCGCGGAUGGAACGCCCUUCACAACUCGCAGCGUUUAUUGUUCAUGCGGCUUGUCUCUGCGGUGAGCCAAUAUUCUCCCAAACUGUAGGGGGCAGCAUGGAGCUCGACGGCAUGCAUCCAACACUACACCAUAGUAGAAGUAGAAAUUACUGUUUACAACAUGGCAUUCCAGCAUUUUUAACAGCGUCCUCGUCUUUUCCGACAGUGCGACCUAUUUCUCUCCAAGAAUUAUUAACAACAUGUUGAUCACGGUGAUCUCUGAGAGCUGAAUCAUACAAAUGUCUGUAUUUACAAACUCUGCCAUACUAGUUCUUGCCAGUCCGCCAUGUUUUUCCGUGUCUGACCGUCCGCGUGGUUAGAAAAUUUACUAGGUGCGCGGUGCGGAAAGUUUGGGCCAUGCGGAGGCACGGUGGAGGGGCGUGGUUAUUAAAAUGACGCAAUUUUGACACGCGUAGCCGUGCGUCAAUAAGCAUAAACCAACCUUCAAGCCCAUGUGGGCUGAUUCUAUCCACCAAUCAGAGGCUUGCUCUCAUGAAAGGUGUGAAUUUGCUGACUGAUAAGCCUAUCAGUCAGCAGUGGGCGUGUUGGCCCUGGUCAGCCUGAAGCAGACCACCUCAGAAAAAGGGCUGAAAAACAGUCUUGUUGUACCCUGAAAAAAGGCAGGCCACCAAGAUAUGUAAGCAAGCUAUGCUAUCCGGGCCGGGCCGGGCCGGGCCGACCAGGUACAGAUGGGAAUGGCCCAAAAGUGCACUCUGCACAUACAUGUUCGCCACCUUUGAGAGUAAAAACACUCAACAGGCAAGGUACUGGAUUUCCCAUUGGGGAAGCUGAGGAAGGACGUUCGCUGGAGUCUUUUCUAUGUAAUGACUAUGUCAUACCAGUUAUUGUGUGCUACCCAGAGUUCUCACAGCAUUUCUAACAGAUCUUUUAUAUCUUUGCAAAAGUUCAGUUUAUCCUUCAUUGUUUUCUUUUUUCAGCUGAUUUUUAUUGUAACUGUUUUGAUGAUUGGUGGCACUUGCGUAGACGAUCUGGCGACUUUGUCAUAGAUGUUUUCUCACCUGUCCUGUGAGGAUUUGGGGGGCUUGAAUAAAAAGGCCUUUUGGUUGA